UCUUGCAAGUUCCUCUUUUAAAGCUGGCAGUCGCGAAUGUUUCUGCUUGAUGUGUUCUGUGUACCGCUCCUGGGUGCGGGGACCUCAGGCAAGCCCAGAAGUUCCGACAUGGAUAUAGUGACCUAUGAUGAUGUGCAUGUGAACUUCACGUGGGAAGAGUGGGCUUUGCUGGAUCCUUCUCAGAAGGAUCUCUACAGAGAUGUGAUGCUGGAGACCUACAGGAAUCUCGCUGCUAUAGGCUACUAUUGGAAAGGCCAUAAUAUUUCUGAAGGACAUUUUCAAAAUUCUAGAAGAAACGGAAGGCAUGAAAGAAGUGAUACUGAAGAGAAACUUUCUGAAUUUACUCAAUAUGAUAAAGACUUUGCAUAUCAGAGCCAUCCUCAAAGGCAUGAAAGAAUUUAUUCUGGAGAGAAACCCUAUGAAGGUGUCCAAUAUUUUGAAGACUUUGCACAUCACAGUAGUCUCCAAAUACAGAGAAGAACACAUGUUGUAGAAAAACCCUAUGAGUGUAACCAAUGUGGCAAAGCCUUUGCAUACCACAGUUAUCUUCAAAGGCAUGAAAGAAGUCAUACAGGAGAGAAACCUUAUGAAUGUAAUCAAUGCGGUAAAGCCUUUGGACGGCACAGUCAUCUUCAGAGACAUGAAAGAAUUCAUACAGGAGAAAAAAGCUAUGACUGUAAUCAAUGUGGUAAAACAUUUGUACAUCACAGUCAUCUUCAAAUACAUAAAAGAACACAUAUUGGAGAGAAACCCUUUGAAUGUAACCAAUGUGGUAAAGCCUUUGCACGAAACAGUCAUCUCUUAAUACAUAAAAGAAUACAUACUGGAGAGAAACCCUAUGAAUGUAAGCAAUGUGGUAAAGCUUUUGCUUAUCAAAGUGGUCUCCUCUAUCAUAAAAGAAGAUAUACUGUAGAGAAACUCUAUGAGUGUAACCAAUGUGGUAAAGCCUUUGCAUGUCACAAUAGUCUCCAAGUACAUAAAAGAACACAUACUGGAGAGAAACCCUAUAAAUGUAAUCAGUGUGGAAAAGCCUUUGGACGCUACAGUUCUCUUCAAAGGCAUGAAAGAAUUCAUACAGGAGAGAAACCUUAUGAAUGUAAGCAAUGUGGUAAAGCCUUUGGACGUCACAGUUCUCUCCAAAGGCAUGAAAGAAUUCAUACAGGACAAAAACCUGAUGAAUGUAGUCAAUGUUGUAAAGACUGUGGAUGUUACAAUAGUCUCCAGAUACAUAAAAGACCACAUACUGGAGAGAAAUACUUUGAGUGUAACCAAUGUGGUAAAGGCUUUUCACAAAACUGUUAUCUUGAAAUACAUAAAAGAGCACAUACUGUAGAGAAACACUAUUAGUGUAACAAUGUGGUAAAGCUUUUGCAUAUCAUGGCCGUCUUUGAAUACAUAAAGUACCAUAUACUGCAGAGAAACCCUAUGAAUGUAAUCAAUAUGGUAAAGCCUUUGCAUGUCAGACAUGUUCAAAGGCAUGAAAGAAACCAUACUGUAGAGAAAUCCUGUGAGUGUAUUUAAUAUGGUGAAGCCUUUGCACAUUUCUAUAGUCUUCAUCAUCAUGAAAAAAAAUCCAUACUGGAUAGAAACCCUAUGAAUGUAUUUAAUGUGCUAAAGCCUUUUCACAUUUCAUAAGUCUUCAUCAUUGUGAAAUAAUUCAUACCAGAGAGAAAUGAAUAUAUUUAAUAUGGAGAAGUCUUUGUGUAUUUUAAUAGUCUUUAUUCUCGGGAAACUAUUCAUACUGGAGAGAAAUUCUGUGAGUGGGAGCCUUUGUUUUAUGGGGUCCGUUGAGAUCCAACAAAACUCAAACUCAGGUAAUGCAAGUGACAAGAACUUACUGUACUCAAGCUGCUACUGAUAGCUCAGGGCUACAGAACAUACUUGGAAACUGAACUGUGACAUGCUGCCGAACCACUUCCCGACCCAGAGCAGGAGUGGUACAGAGCUUUUAAGUUCCAAAACCAGAAAUAUCUGUGCCAAGUUAUAGCUCCAUUUUUUUUUUUCACCAGGAUUUAGGGAUCAGGGCUUUCCUUAUCUAGUUGAUCUAUGUUUACUGAAACAGUUUAACUAAUCAUAUCCAUUUAUUGUUUUGUGAUUAGGAACAGGCAUUAUGUUUUGAGGAACAAAAGAUAAAUAACAGAAGCCAUGGUUAGAGACAGUCAAUAUGAUUUCGUGAACAAAGAUGGACAAUAGAAGCUGGCCUGCUAUUGGGAAGGUCCCAGCUACUGCAGGGCCAGGGAACUUGAAUUAGGUGUACCAUAUGAUUAAAUGGAGGCUGAUAACAAAAAAAAAAAAAAAAAAAAAAAAAAUGGCGUACUUAGGACAAGUUUCUUUUACUUGUUUCCAACAGUUGCAUAUCACAGGCAUUUUUGAAUACUUGAAAGAAUAACAACAUUGUAGUGAAACUUCAAAUUGUUAUCAAUGUGAUAAAGCUGUUUUACAACACAGUUAUAUACAUUAGAGAACACAUACUGGAGAGAAAUCCUAUGAAGAUGCAAUGUGGUAAAUCCUUUGUGUGUAGUGCAGUAAUCUUUAAGGACCUUAAAGAACUGAUACUGAAAAGAAUCUGUGACUAAAGGAUUUGAUGAGGUCUGUAGCCAGCACCCUUGCAUUCAGUGCCAGGUGUAACAUGGCUGUGAAUAUGACUGCACAGCAGUUUCAGCUGUGGGAGCACCUUCAAUCCGAAUCACGUACCUCUGGCUUUCUAGUAUACAGAUGCCAUUGCUCUCAUCUGCUUGUCUGCCAUUGCAUUUUUCUAUACUAUAUUUGUCCUCAAAUACAAGUCUGGUAAAAAAUUUCUGGGAAAAGGAUUGACUAGAGAAGGAAAUGGCUCUGAUAUCUAUUAGGAACAAACUGUUCUAGCCCUGGCUAUUCAAGCAGUCAGCUCAGGCAUAAUGGCCCAAGGGGUUCUAUGGAGAUUGACUGACUUAAUUGUUCUAUGAGACAUUUUUGCCAAGUCAUAAGGAAAUAUUUGAAGCAGGAAAUGUUUUUGAGAAACUUGAAGUUUUAAUAGUUAAAUGAAGACCCCCCCCCUCCCCCAAGGAAAAGGAACAUGGGGCUUGGGUCACUAAGAGCAGGGAUGGCUAUAGAAAACACAAUGAACAAGAUAGAGGAAGAAAUAGCUGGGUCUACUGGUUAAGGAAGCAAUGGUGAGAGUCCCCAUGAGAGGAGAUCUCUGAUAAUAGGUUUCAUUUAGAAAUAUUAUUGGGGAAAAUUGGAAGAUAUAUAGUACAAAAUAUAAAAGGAUGGGUAUAAGUGUUUAGACCCCACAAGUAUUGAACAAUACUAGGUUACUAUUGAACAAGACUAACUCAGUUACUGGUCCUGCCAGAACUGCUUCUAUUACAUAUAGUCAGCUGCUCUUUGUUUUUAAAUUAACUUGCUUAUUUAUUUAAGCUGUUACUAUCAAUCACUGCCAUUUAGCAUACAAAAUCAGGUCUAAGAAAUUUCUGUCAGCUCACAGAAAUUGGAUUAGGCCAUUGGAUUAGUGAAUUGACCUUCCUGGAAAGAUUGGAUCAUUUAACCCUCUGGCAUCGCCUACCUAAAGGGAACUAGGGUAUACAUUCUAAGAGAAUUUGAGCUUCUGAAGGAGCUCUUCAAGAAGCUGUAAAAGAAGUUAAUAUUGCAUGUGGAAAAUAAUUAGAAAAACACUGUAGAAAUAGAUAUUUGGAGGAGUUCAGUAAAUUGGAGGAAGAGAUUCUGCAGUUAGACAAGCUAAAAACACGAACAUUAUCCUGACCUGUUUAGCACCUCUCUGUUUGCAUUCUAAUUCUGUAACUACAAGUUUAUGCCCAGAUGGUCUGUGAUGUGGAGGUUCUUCUGAGAGUUAAAAGUUAAUGGAUAACUUGCUUUUGCAGACACUGAACUGUAAAUUUAUGUGUGCUUUGUGCUUUCUGGUGACAUAGUGACGUGAGGGUUUGCAGGAAAAAUAAUGGAUUUGACGAAAAUAAUGAAAAGUCUUUUGCUUAUGUAUUACUGUAUAACAAGGAAGUGUGUAACCAAUAAAAGACUGAGGUGAACUCAGAGAAAGAACCUUCAAGCUGUCUCCGAGCACAGCUUCAGAACAGCAAUGAGUUGCCUGUCAGUGUGCACCUGC
Messenger RNA from Mus musculus (house mouse), 4096 nucleotides. RefSeq names its product zinc finger protein 120 (gene Zfp120). NCBI's taxonomy places the organism in Eukaryota, Metazoa, Chordata, Mammalia, Rodentia, Muridae. The transcript is spliced from 4 exons. The record is from RefSeq and is marked validated. Bases 37 to 1347 code for a protein of 436 amino acids. Gene Ontology annotation, cellular component: nucleus. Gene Ontology annotation, biological process: regulation of DNA-templated transcription.